GGGAGCUAUAAGCACGCAGCCUAAACGCCAGAUUUAGUUCCUCGAACGCUGCUCUGCGCUUUUAUUCACCCUAUUCACGUCUGACAUUUUUUUAAAGAACAAAUGAUUUUUUUAACAGGCUAAAUAUCGUUUUUAUACUCGGUGUUUUUAAAAUUACAAAAAGGGGAUUAGAGAAGAAAUCCUGCCGCCAUCCGGGAUGCUGCUGAGUGCCAUGAUGAAGUUGGUGUUGCAGGACUGAUGCCUUCAUGAGGAGCUUCUUAUCCAGCCACUAAACAGAUUCUUCAGUCAUUUAUCACCGCAAAACCGUCGUUUAUUUUAUUACCAUACGCGGAAUUAUUUCCUUAUCGUUCUCUGUCUGCGAGCAGCCUGUUUAAAAACAGUGAAUCGACGCUUAAACGCGCUGCUUUUUCUCCCCAACGCAGCGACGUCUGUCACUUAUUAUGCUUCUGUUCACAAGGCAAACAAAGCGACUCGUCGGCCAGCAGAAGAGGCUGAGAUCAGGCUUCUAAUCAGAAACACAGGAAGGGGAACAACGGGAAACUUCUCAAAGUACGAUUAAAGCUUUAGGUGGUCCUCAGGACUAAUGGCUGCCAUCGAGACCAUUCCCAGUUACAGCCCUUCGAUAUGGGUGCAGAUGUGCCACGCUCUCCCUCGCUUCGAUCUGACCAUGCAGAUGCGAGACAACAUAUUCACGCCUGACAGCUGGGAAUACCAACAGACUCUCCUGGUUCUGUCUAGUGCUUCAGCCAUCGCUCUCAUCCUCUCGCUUCUUGUCGUCCUCUCGUUCCUUAUUCACUACUGCUGUUGUCACCGCGGUGAUGCAGGCAGGGACGAGGAAGAGGAAGAUGACGACGCCAGUGGUGGUCAUGGAUACGGUGGCAGGAAGGGGCGGCGCAUCUGUUGUGUCACAUGGGUGUCUGUGGCAGCAGUGACACUGUGCUGUGUUGCUAUAGGCUUUGGUUUCUACGGUAACAGUGAGGCGAAUGACGGGAUGUAUCAGUUGACCUCCUCUCUUCUCACUGCCAAUCACACACUGGCUUCCAUCGAUUUGCUGGUUUCAGACACCGUAACAGCUCUGCAGCAGUCCAUCUCAGGGCCCUUGACCUCGCUGGAGAAUGUGUUUGGAGGAAAUAAACCUGCUUUGGUGUCCACUCGGUCCUGCAGACGUCUCUCUGAGCGUGUGAUGUCCCUUCUCUCCUCGCUCACUCUAGGAAAAGGACUGAGCUCGGUCACUGUUAAUGCAAGUGAUGGCAUGGUGGGGGUUGUGACCCCAGUUCUUCCCUCCAUGCCCCAGGCUGUGACCUCGGGCUCACACGGCAGCCCUGCGCCCUUCACCCCAGGCUGGGCAGCGAGCACACUCAUGGUGAAUGAGGAUUACAGGUGGCUCUCCUAUGUACUCCUUCUCCUUUUGGAUCUGGUGGUGUGUCUCUUUAUUCUGCUAGGCUUGGCCAAACAGGCCCGGUGGCUCCUCAUCCUGAUGACCAUACUGGCCUGGUUGGCUCUGUUUUUGAGUUGGGGUUCUCUUGGCCUGGAGACAGCCACAGUAGUUGCACUCAGUGAUUUUUGCAUCGACCCAAACACAUUUGUUCUCAACUCCACACAUUUUAAUGCCGGGACAAGUACAGAAAUCCUGGAUUACUACUUGACCUGCAGCAGAAAAAUGACCAGCCCCUUCCAGCAGCUGCUGACCCAGUCUCAGAGAGCUUUGUCUAGCAUUCACUCCCACCUCUCCAGCUUAGAGAGAGAUGCUCUCCCACGCUUCCCCAAAGCAGACAAGCCUCUGAGGGAGGUGCAGCAGAUGCUCAACUCUACUGAGGGAAAUUUCCACCAGCUGGUGGCGCUGCUCAACUGCCGAAGCCUCAACAAGGACUACAUUGAUUCUCUGAAAGGUCUGUGCUAUGAUGGGAUGGAGGGAUUGCUUUAUCUUUCACUGUACUCAUUCCUCUCUGCUCUGGCUUUCACUGCCAUCCUUUGCUCCCUUCCUGGAGCCUGGAGGAGCUUUUCCAGAGACUCAGAGGAGUACGACGACUCGGACAGCGAGAGCGAGGACCCCUUCACUUCCCAUCAGGCACGUAGACAGACGGCCAGGGGGUCCCAGCGCGGGGCCUUGCCCCCCUUCUAUAGUUACCAGGGGGCUGGCUGGACUUCCCCCUUUUCUAGCGCACCUCCCUUGCCGACUCCAAACACUUCCUCCAAUGGCAACCCUGGUUAUGAGAGCCUGCCUCUGAGUGACAGGCAGUCCCCACCCCCCUCUUACUCUCCCAGCAUGCUGACAGGCUAUACGGGUAGUCAAUCACACCCCAACCCUGCCCAUUCAAGGAACCUGUACUCACGCUAAUUUGUAUGUAUAGUAUUAAAAGAAAUAAUAAUUAUAUAUAUAUAUACAAAAAUAUAUAUAUAUAUAUAGCAAAUGUUUAGUUUUAAUAUGGAUGGACAUUUUACUGAGAUAGUAAUUUAAGAGAUAUUGGAAUGCUAGAUGUGGGGGGAAAAAACCUGCAGGACGUCAGGACCAGUGCAAUUUUAAGAGGAAAGAACAAAACAAAAGUUUAGAUAUGUCUGAGUUGUGUAAGACAUGAUUUCCCCUUCAAUCUGUUCACUGUCUUAGUGACCGGAGACAGGAAAGCGAAUGGUACUGACGUUACCAGACUGAUGUUACUUUAUUACUCUAUUUUUAAAUGUAAUACUACUUUGUUUCGGAGGUUUUUAUAUUGUAUGCUAAGUCACAAACACAUGAGAAUAAUGGCACAAUUUUUCUGUAUGACUGCAUAAUGGGCGCUGGAUUAUUACUAUAUAUUUUUUUUUAUUUGACUUUAUACAUAUAUAGAUGGCAACUGUGUAUUAUCUAUCUUGUAUACCCUCUGAUACUAUAUAAAAUAGCAUAUUACUAUAUGAUAAAAAUAUACUGUAUAUUCACUGUACAUUCUGUAUGUGUGAAGGAUAAUGCACUUUGAUGCUCAGAAGUAAGGACAAUAUGAAAAUAACAAUAAUAAUGAGAGAGCUAUGGUGGCACCAACCUCUCAAGCUUGGUUACGUAUGGAAAUAAAUUUCCCGACAGCAUUGCAGCGAAACAACGUCUGCCAUUGGUUGCAGUGCAGUAGCCAUAAUGUACACAGCAAUAAUACUGUUUUCUUAAUGAUGAAGCACACGUCUGCAAAUUAGGGUUAAUGUUCUAAUAAUAACAUAGUAAUAACUUUACAGAGGUUCAGCAGAAUCUAUAUGCUCUAUAUGAUCUAUAUGCUCUGAUGCUAUAUAUGAUUUGGAAAAAACGAUCACUUCUUAGGAACAUCAUUUGGUUUCCUAAUAACAUAAUAAAAAUAUAAUAUAUAAAUAAGUAAGUUAUUAAUAACAGUUGUUUUCAGUUUUAAUUAGAUUGUCCAUCUAAUAUUGAUAGAAAACAGAAUUUAUUUGGCAUAUAGCCAUGAGAAAGUGAAUAUUUCUGCAAAAUUGUACAGAUGUGCCUAUUCUUAGUUUUACUUUCUACAACUAAUUAUAUUUUUUGAAGUAACACUAUGCAGAUUGUUCAUUGAAAUAAAAAAAAGAUCUGCAUUUUUUUGGCGUGAUAAUGUCAGUCCCAACCAGACAAAUUAACUUUUUUUUUUGUUGUUGUUGUUUUUUUUUAAUAACAUUAGAGGUUCUAGUGAAACGUUUUGUUCACAGAGGUUAGUGUUAAAUGUGACUAGAUGAAGUGUAUCCACCCUAAUUUGCAGGAUUGUUCUCUCACUUGAAACAAGUAAGAAACAAACACUGUGUGUUAUGUUUGUGUAUUUUGGGUGAUUCAGGGUCCUCUUGAGAUGUUCUGUGUGUAUGUAUACACAUAUAAAUAUACUCAAUCUGCCAUUGCAUUAAUCCUGCCCUUUCCUAUCCUACUCUUAUUAAUCCAAUAGCCCUGUGUUUCUAUGGUUUUAAUGCUCCUUUGAAUGGACUACUUUUUCACUACUGAGACUAAAUACAAAUAAAAAAAUAAAACUAACAAAUAUGGAAUAA
This is a messenger RNA of Tachysurus vachellii, 3984 nucleotides long. It is a transcript of the gene ttyh1, whose product is annotated as tweety family member 1. Gene Ontology annotation, molecular function: volume-sensitive chloride channel activity; intracellularly calcium-gated chloride channel activity. The transcript has 15 exons. The coding region runs from base 584 to 2338 and encodes 584 amino acids. The record is from RefSeq and is a predicted model, not a curated record. Gene Ontology annotation, cellular component: smooth endoplasmic reticulum membrane; plasma membrane. Lineage: Eukaryota; Metazoa; Chordata; Actinopteri; Siluriformes; Bagridae.